Oppiella nova is the source of this 690-nucleotide messenger RNA. NCBI's taxonomy places the organism in Eukaryota, Metazoa, Arthropoda, Arachnida, Sarcoptiformes, Oppiidae. The record is from the annotation of a GenBank genome assembly.
AUGGAAAUUGAUAUUAAUUUUCCUCGUCUUUUGUCAACUUUUGACAUCAAUUAUAUUUUGUACGACUUUUGGGAACGGGAGGGCGACCCCCGUAUAGCCGACCGCGCAUUUUUCAGGGGUGGCCCCUGGACCACGUGGUCUCUGAUCGCCUUUUAUGUCUAUUUCGUCAAAGACUUGGGACCGAAGCUCAUGAAAAAUGUGGAGCCGUUUAGUUUGAGACGACUUAUGUUUGUCUAUAACUUUGCGAUGAUUGCAGUGAACGGAUGGUUCUUCUAUCAAAUCGUUUACGUCUUUAACUUCGGUCUCGACUUAAAUCUGUUUAACUUCGAGAGACCCGACUCUCGGGACACGAGUCCGAAGACACUGCAAGUCAUAUCUCUGGCGUAUCUCUUCUUCAUCUCCAAAUUGGUUGACUUAAUUGAGACACUUUUCUUCGUUUUACGCAAAAAACACAAUCAAAUCUCAAACCUUCACGUCUAUCAUCACAGUGUCGUCCCAGUAAUGACACACUUAGCCGUUAAAGUAUCACCGGUUGGUGGGCCGGCGACCCUUUUCCCACUAUUGAACACUUUCGUACACAUCGUGAUGUACACGUAUUACGCGUUGUCAGCAUUGGGUCCAUCGGUGCAGAAGUACUUGUGGUGGAAGCGAUACAUCACUCAAAUACAACUCAUUCAGUUCGUCAUAUUC